AAGACGAGUGGGAACCUCUUCAGAUGAAGUCUCUGCAUGUAAUAAGUAUAAGAUGGCACCACCACAUCGCCCACGGGCUUUUCGUCGAUGGCGGUGUACUAUAGUUUCUCUUGUUCUUGCGACUACCAGUACAGCAAUCAGGCGAGCAGAACAGGUUGUGACACAGGCAGGGGAGAUAUUGGAGGUUCUCGACCACGAUGUUGAUGCCGGUGAAGCUCGUCCUCUUGAUUCAAGAAGAACAACUAGUACUGGGUCAUCUCCUGUCGAUACGACGCGAUCUUCUGUUAUUAAGGAACAGCACUCUCGAGCCGCUCCUGUGAGGGAGCACUCGCAUUGGCUAAGGCGUGAGUCCUUCUCCUCGGGUGUCGUGGGUGAUCAGCAGAGCACUUCUACUUUUGGUGGAGAGGCUAAAUUUCAUGAUGAUGAAGAGGAUGAUGACGAUGAUCUCUGGCUCAAAGGCCGCACAAACACAAUCGAGGACGACAAGCCAUUGUCUGAGCAAGAGGAGAUAUCAGUAGACCUCCAGGUUUCAUCUAAUCGAGAUAAAAACAGGACUUCAUCAGACGAAGCUCUUCUUCGAGGUACAACAAGUGUUCUAGCAGACCAAGGUAGCCAACCGCCAACAACGAAUUUAGCAGAUGACAAACUUCAUGUACACGAUGAAGAGGUAGAUCAUGCUGGUGCGAGGACUUCUUUUGAACAACAGCAACAACAGCAAGAAGAAGAGCAAGUGCUAGUAUUAGAAACGAGUAAGAAGCAGAACAAAGAUCAUGAAAGUCUGGGUACUGUGCCUGAUGAACAGACGAGAAUGGAGGACUUUUAAGGCCACUUUUUUUUGUGAUCGAGGAAGGUCGAAGGCUGAUCACUGGUCUGCCAAUCAAUCAAAGUGAAAGUCCUCUAGUGCUUUCGUUGUCCACGAAUUUCAAUUGCUGUGUUUCGACUCAUCGAAUUCAAUCUACUUCGUACAUGUUACUAGUUUCGAGAGGGAAAAAGUUGAAAGUUUCCGACCUAGGCUCCCUCCACCACAUAUAUUAUGACCAACCAAGGCCUCAUUACGUAUACUUUGGCCAAGAGCACCAUAUCCGCCCCAAGCUAGAACCAUAUCUCAAGUGUCUGCACCAUUUCCCAAGCCAGCACUAAUUUUCGAGUUCUUUUUCCUUCAGCAACGUUUUGGUAGCAUCAAAUGCUACAAUGAUCCCAACCUCGGAGGUCGAGGCGCGCUUGGGGAAAGAAGCGGCACUGACUGAAGUUGCAUCUUCGGAAAGUAGGAAGAUAGCUGGCUCUAUCGAAUGCGACACCAUGCCACGGAAGAGACGGUGUAGAAUUAAGGCUGCAAACCUCUUCUAGAACUAGAUUGUCAUCAUGAUACUUCUACUAGAUUGAGAUUGUCAUCACAAAGCUAAUUAUUUCAGAAAAGAGUAAGAAGAAAUUGGAGGUGGUCGCUAUCAAGAAUGCGCUACUAGUAUACCCCCUUCCAUGACCGUGACGCCCCAGAACAAGUAUUCUAAUUCUUACAAGCGAACCCCCUUCGAUGGCCAUUGCCCCCCAGAAAAAGUUCUAAUAGUACAGGUUCUAAUAGUAAAAUCAAAGCUCUAAUAGUAAACGAACGGGCGCGCAGUUGGAAACUAUAGGCGCGCAACACAACAGCGUAAUCUUGAAGAGCAAUGGAAACUCAGGGAACUCAAUCGAACAACUGCUUUAUGGUUCACUUCGAAGCUUAUAGAUGACUUAGACGAGACUUGAGAACUUAAACUUUUGGGCUAAAAUCUGACUCAAAGAACAGUUUCAUUCUUAGGUAGAGACUGCUCUAUCAUCGUGAUCGUGCUGAAGUUGGUAUUCUAAGUAUCAGCGUCGAUGAAGCAAUGUUGAUUCAACAUCUGAUGAUGUUCCAUCUUCUGCGAGAGAAAAAACUACUCACUCUUACACCUGUACUCUCAUAUUUAGUGAGAGUCAUUAAAUUAUAACUCUGUAGAGGAACAAGAGUCAGUGGGUCCUUGGAAUUCCACCAGUAAGUAUUCCUCUCUAGAGGAAGAGUCAGUGGGUCCUUGGAAUUCCACAAGUAAGUAUUCCUCUCUAGAGGAAGAGUCAGUGGGUCCUUGGAAUUCCACAAGUAAGUAUUCCUCUCUAGAGGAAGAGUCAGUGGGUCCUUGGAAUUCCACAAGUAAGUAUUCCUCUCUAGAGGAAGAGUCAGUGGGUCCUUGGAAUUCCACCAGUAAGUAUUCAUCCACCAUCUAACUAAUGUCUUUACCGAGCAAAUCGCACGAGUGCAAGGCAGUACCCGGCUAUCCAGAGAGUAUCGCCAGUUCCAGUUCCGAAAGUUGGUUCUUCAAAGCGGAUUUCGAGCGAAGUUUUAAGGCAACCAAGCGAGCAUCUAUCUCAACGUCAUCGCUGGCCUCAUCUUCAAGAGGGAAACAAACGGGUCCACCAACACAACACUUGAUAGGAUUGGCUUCUCCUAUAGAUACAUCUUUCAACUCCAAGUUGGAUGAUCUCAGGGAUGCACAUCGUUAGCGCUAAUAGUUGGCCUUUUUCGGACGUCAUGAGUUGGCAAGUCUACGUGUGGACUGGGGUUAACCCUGGAGAGGCAACAACCGAUCGUAACUACUAUGCUCGAGUACGAAUUCGAAUUCCUUUGUCCAACCCGCCUAUUAAUACUCGUACUACAAACCCUUCCCGUGAUCUGCAGCAACUAUAUACUUCUGUCAUAGAACAAGAAAAUGUCCUAUCAUCUUGUACUAGUUGAUCUGGUAGAUAUUACCACGACUUCAGUACUUGUUGCACUGAGUUGGACUUCGUAGUUCUACAGGAGCAACAGAACACUACUGCUUACUACAAAACAAUAAACGGCUAGACUUGAUGAAAAUGUUGUUGUUGCCUUCUAAUUUCUUUGGAUGGAUACCGAAGACACGAAGCAUGACUCAGCGCAAUAUUGUUAAGAAUGCGGGAAAUCCAGCUCCAAGUCCAUCUCCAAAGGCAUCUGGAAGAAGAAUGAAGACGAGAGAAAUAAGAGAUCCAGACCCUUCCUGGGAUGGAUUUUCUACCCCUCACUAAUAAAAGCCAGAAUUUGUUGCCUUCUCUUUGGCCAAUAUUGGGCUGGUGCGUCACUUUUACUGGCAGCUUUAUUACGAUUGUGCAGAUGUGGCAAGCCUGGUCUUAAGAAGAUGGCGAAAGUUGGAACUCGAACUUUUUAAUGAGGAAAAAUUUCUUCAAGAGUCAUUUGCGUUGGGGGAGCCUAGUCUACUUAAAGAAAAUGUAGUCAACUUGAUGAGGGUCGUGAAGCGUUAAUUUGAAUUUGUUCAUGAGGUUGGUGUAAACUACUUUUCUAUAUAAAUACUCCUUAUGCUUAUUGUUAUUUUUCAUCAUCUUCGUUAUUGCGGAACAAGUGCGAGAGCAGCGUGCGAGUGAACUUACAUAGCUAAAUAGCUGAUUGAGCCGACUGAGACAGUUCUCAUGAUACCCCUUUUUCCUCUCCCGGUUAUCCACCGUACUUAGGGCUACUAUAGUUAUAAUAGUAGUACCCUAAUCUUUCCGAAUAUGAAAUGCAGUAAGAGGUGGGGAGAACAAACUCAACAUUGCUCAAGAUUAAGGCUAGUACCGCUGAAGGUGCAUAUCCUUAUCCUUAUCCUUAUCCUUAUCCUUAACACUCUUGGCUCUUCUUUUUCUACUCGAAAAAGAAGCCUCCAGAGUAGACUUGGCUCGUUAAUGCGAACAAGAAGCCAAGAAUGCUAUUGAUGCGAAGUAGCACUCAAGGAUAUCUCUCUCAGGAAAGAUGCGGAUGCUGCAGCUCUAACCAAAAGCAGCAAGAAGACCGUCUCAACGUCGACGUGUGCAGGACCCUUGAAGUUUCAAGAAAAAGGGACCGCAGCAGGUACACGCACGCAGUGGGUUGGCCGAGGCUUAAGGCCGCUCAAUGCAAUUCAUGUCUACAAAUGCAAAUCCGUUCAUCUCCCUUUCAACAUAGUUUACUACCUUUUCUUCAAUUUCCUACUUUUUCUUCAAUGAAUUUCAUGUAAGAUUCAUUUCUAUUUGUAGUCAUUUCAUAUUCCACUCCCUAUUAGACUGUUUCCUUCUUAGGCUAUAUGUAGUCACUUCUCCCUGUUAGUCUCCUUCAAUAUGAAGGGAACAAUAUGGAGUGAUAACUGUUUUGAGCUCGUCUAAGAGAUGACGCAUGUCUGGCAGUGUCGUCCCCCAUUGAACUUUCUGCGAACAAGGGAUGGCUUUUCAAGCAACGCUAUCUCUUGCAAGACGUGUGGACCAUGAUAUUUUACUGCGGGGACGACGCCAUCUAUCAUCGUGUCAACCGGGACGAUAGCACCUCCAAUAAGUUAAGGAUGAGUCAGCCCCUAGUAUAACCAAAAAAAAAACUACUCACCCUCAGCUACUUCAAAACUGGCAGCUAGUCCACGACCUCUAUGCUCAGUCAGUAUCUUCACAGUUAAGUUGCCCGCUAUCAAGGUUGGCUAGUCUGUUUCGUUAAGUAGUUGUUAGCUAUAAGUUGAAUUUUCAAGCACAAGCUCGCCUUGCUGUAAGGUGAGAUUGUACUAUUGUUCAUUCAAGACAGCACAGGAGUACCUCUCAAACACACAGGCACUCUUUCUUUAGGGGAAGGAUCCCUCCCAAAAAUGCCGAGAGAUGUUCUAAGCAAGGAUCCGGAGUACGUGGAUCUGGAGUACGAUGCCCACAACGUUACGCAUCCUCGUGAAUAGACCCGAUGCGUAAGACUUCUCCUGAGUGGAUACUACACUUCUCUGUAUCAUUGUUGACUGGAUACAUCACUAUCAUCGUCAUGGUGAAAGGACGACCGUAAAACGAAAUAAAAGCACUUGUAGCAUCAUUCCUUUCGUAUCUCGUAAACUAAAUAUUCGUAUCUCUGUAGCAUUAUUCCUUUUCCCCUGCUUAGAGGUCGGCGAUUGAUGGGAGUGCGUCUUGUCUUUCUCUCUAAUAGUUGGGAGACAAACAUUGCACUGAUAUAUGACUGUACAACAUCAACGACCACUUCAACAGCGACCACUUCAACAGUGACCACUUCAACAGCGACCACAAGCGCGACGACCGCAAGCGCGACGACUACGAGCGCGGCGACUACGAGCGCGACGACCACAAGCGCGACGACUACGAGCGUUAGUUCGACGACGCUAAGGCUAGUUUUCCAUUAUCGUCUCAUGUCCGUCGUGGACUUCUAUACUAAGUGA
Amoebophrya sp. A25 is the source of this 5192-nucleotide messenger RNA. The record is from the annotation of a GenBank genome assembly. NCBI's taxonomy places the organism in Eukaryota, Dinophyceae, Syndiniales, Amoebophryaceae.